This is a messenger RNA of Mollisia scopiformis, 3536 nucleotides long. RefSeq lists its product as uncharacterized. The transcript is spliced from 3 exons. The coding region runs from base 167 to 3412 and encodes 1081 amino acids. Lineage: Eukaryota; Fungi; Ascomycota; Leotiomycetes; Helotiales; Mollisiaceae. The record is from RefSeq and is a predicted model, not a curated record.
GCGAGGAGGAUUGGUCACUGGUGCAAGACGGAAACCUUGCUAGAGGGAACACUCUUCAUGACUCUCAAAAAAUCCAAAAAGUUCAAGAAUUCUCCAAAGGGAAAAUUCGCUGCUAAGGGUCCCCUCGCUCCUUCCUCGCCCGCGCAAGUCGCAAAUCGCAAAUAAUAUGUCCUCGUCACACUUUGAUAGCACACCUCCUUCUGGGCCACGAGCAGAACAGGCCAAAUCGCAUCACUACAGCUCUGGGCCCGCACGCGGUUCAAGACGAGAAGACUCGCGCGAAGAAUAUUACCGCAGAUCGAGAUCCCCUCCCUAUCGCCGCGAUCAUCAGAGCCCUCCUCGCCGCGGACGAAGUAGGGACAGAGACAGCAGACGGGAUUCAUACGAAAACAACUACAGACCACGAUACAAUUCGCGUUCGCCGGUCCGUAGAUCAUCUGCAAGAUCACCGCUGGAGGAGAAACGUUCAUACGAUUCAUACAGGUCAGGAAACAGGCCGCCAUUAGAGGAACGAGGUGCAAACAAUAGCUAUAGUCCUCCACCUCAAAAUCGUGUACCACCAUUGACCUCGACUCGACCACCAGCUACUGUCACAGCAGUUAUUGAUCAGCCUUCCGAGCCAUCAAAGCUGACUCCACCUCCAAUUAGCGAUGAAAUGGCACCAAGAGCCGACAAUAUGGAGGAGUCAAGCGUUCAAAAGCAGCAGCCCCAACAACCAACCCCCUCUGAAAUCGCCGACGUAAAUAUAGACGCGAGCUUGCAAGAUGAAUUGAGCUUGGAAUUCGGCAACAAGGUUCUUGUCCUUCUCAACGAAUGCACGGAGAUGUCGUCGUUAAAAGCUCAGCAACAUACGGAAAAGCAGAGGCUCAAUCGAAGAACGGCAGAGUUUGAGAAAUUCAAAGCACAUCAUGAGAAAUUCCCAUCCAGCAAGGAGUCUCAAACUAAUGCUAAGACAAGCGCGGAAAAAGCCUAUAAGCUAGUCUCGGACAAAAUUCGGCAAAAGGAAAAUUCACUUGCCAAGACUGCUAGGGAAACUGCUGCAUAUUUUAUUCCAAGCAUUCUCGAUAAGGGCCGUGGUAACCUUGACUCCUCUGAAGUGGAGAAGCGACUGCAAGAAACUUCUGACAAUUUUACGAAGCUAUUCAAUGAGCAAAAGCGGUUAUUGGCCCAACAACAAAAAUUGAGUCAAUCCUUGGAAGAAAGACUUCAGAAGAGAGACGAGGAGUAUUCAAAGCUUGUAAAGAGCCAUGAAGACCAAAGAGCGGCCUCUCAACAAGAGAUCAAUUACUUAAAGUCUACAUUAGACAGUAUCUCCAAUCAAGUCAAUGGGGCCGUUUCAAGUAUUCAAGUCAUCAAAGACGACGUCUGUGGUGUUAAGAAGGAUGCUGCCACUCAAGCAAAGGGUAGGGACGACGCUAAUGAGAGGCUUACGGAUGUAGAGAAUCUCGCAAGACGCGUUAACGACAUGAAUAAGAUGCAAACACGGCUGACAAAGUUGGAAUCGAGUUCUGUCUUCCAGGACACUUUCUACGGGCUCGAAAAGAAAUGCGAGGAGGUGGCGUCGAUAUGCAAAACCAACAGCGAGGAACUUGGCAAACAAGCUCAAAGUCAAAAUCAAAGUCAAAAUUCGCUCGCUUUAAGAUUAACAAAGGUUGAGACAAGCAUGGUCGAAAAGAAAGACCUUGAUCCUAUUCGUGAAAGAGUUAAGAAGCUAGACUUAUCGGCAAAUUCUCCUGCGCCACAGGUCCAGCCUGAUUAUUCAAUGCUUAUAAAGAAGCAUAUUGAACCUUUGGACCAGAGAUUGGCCGCAUUUUCUGGCGUCAUUGAUGGACUCAAGAUUUCAAAACUGGCUCCUAGUCUCACUACAUCGGCGCCCUCCCUUGAAAGCUCCCAGAUUAGUGCUUUCAAAGCUCAAGUGGAUAAGGUUGAAACCACCCUUACGGCUUCUUGCGAUCAACACACUUCAGACAUCAACUCCCUAAAGGCUAAAGUCGCACACCUUGAGACGAAUAAACCUAAGGACUCUGCCGAUAAGCGCCUUGUCAAUCUUGAGAAGAGGGUGGGCGACCAGGAAUUAUUAAUUAGCAAGGAAAGAGCUUCGUUCAAUACACGAUUGAACAAUUUGGAGCAGCGACCGGCUGCACAGGUACCGACAGCAGCAGAUCAAGCUCAGCAACUAUCAACAACCGAUGCUUCAAGCCUCAAAGCACUUGAAGACAGAUUGGAGUUGGUCGAAGAACAAUUGAGCGAUGUGGCACCCUUGGCCGGAGAACUUGUAAAUGAAGCGGUAAAACGUAUGCAAGGAGACCUUGAACAACAGCAGGUCAACACCAAUCAGCUAAAGGCUUCUAUCAAUGCUCUUACCGACAACCACAACAAUCUAAUUCGGCAGACAUCCGAUGUCUCCAACAUCUCUCUCAACGUCUCUCAAACACUUGUGGAUAAAGGUGUUUUCUCGCGUAAAGAGGUAGUCAAUGGCUUGCUUGACACUGUCGAGAGUCACGAGGCCGCCAUCGACAAUCUCCAAGCUAGAGUCGACAACAUUAACACAAGUGACUUGCAUCACGCGAUGGUGUCCACUUUGGUAGAAGCCCAUUUGGAAGGCAGUACGGUCAUCGGGGACUUCAAUGCUCGACUUGGUCGACUGCAAUCAUCUCUCCUGGUACUUCAAAGUGUGAAUCCAAGGGUAAUUGGAUUGGAGUCCCAAGUAUCCGAGUUGACGACUACAAUAGUUGGAUUAAGUGGUUCCACUGAGCGUGUCCAGAACAUGCGCAAAGAGAUUGACAGUUUGGUUACAGAAGUAUCCAGGGCUCAAUCUGCUUCAAAAAAGGCCGUGGACGAUCUGAAAGGAGUUCAAUCUGAAGUGGAAAAGGAUCGAGAUGAGGCAGCGAACCGUUUUGUGGAAGUCUACAAUAAGAUUGCCAUCCUAAAGGAGGAUGUUGAAAAGGUUGAGAAAGCAAACGCGGACAUAAUUCUGAAGCAAAAGGCAACCCCAACACCGACACCAGCACCAGCCUGUCCUCCACCCCCACCCCGACACAUCUCACCUGCUGGUUCGUUCUCAAGUGUUGGCAGAGGAGUCACUAAUUCUCGACCAACUUCUCGACCCGGUAGUGCUAGUUCAAGGCGUCCUUCCUCCGCUGCUAGCGACCAGGCUCCAAGUGAUCGUGGCCGCACCGUCAGUGAAAGCAAAAAGCGCCCCUUCAAGCAAUCCAACGGCAGCUUAAACUUGAAGCCAAAUGGCAGCAAUACCGACAGUCCGGCAGCCAAGAGACCACGCCGAAGACUCGAGCCUCUCGAAUUUCCUCAAGAUGACACUCAGAAAGACCCAACCUACCACCCCAGCGCCGAUUUUGACGACGACGAUGUUGCAGUUCCCACAAUCAGCGAUACUGAUGAUUCGGAUGAGUGAGUACAGGCUUGGCUCCCAUCCGAUUUUCCUGCUUCUCAAAAGUAUAUCGCUGAUUUUGAAGGCUGAAACCACCAAAGAAGUCGAAUGUCAUUGAUCUCGUUAGCGAUAGCGAAUGACUUUUCUU